AUGGCUCUCGGAUUGCACUGCUCAUUCCAUGCGCUUACUGGCCGUGGCCUGGAGCAGUUCGUUCCCAAGAAUUCUGGUCCAGAACGAGAAUCACUUGGAAGGGCUUCAGUCACCGGGUUUGACUUACCUCCAUGGGAUGAGAGGCCCUGUGCGAAAUCUUGCCACGAUGAGGAGGCAGCAGGCUUCAAGAUGAUGAAUUUCUUAGCUGGGCCUUGCCAGUUAAGAUGCUACCCAGAGCCCGAAGGAAGCCACCCGCAGUGGAACGAUUACCUUCGAAGUGUGGACCAGGCAGGACUGAAGCCUGUGCUUCUGAAAGCAACACUUCUUUGCAAUUGGACCAGAGGACCUUUCUCAAAAGGCACUCACCAGACCCGACUUUCUGAUGCUGCUACUGACUUGAUGAAUCGAAAAGGGCACGAUGAUGAAUUCAUGAAUGUGCUCACUGAAAUGACGGCGGUGGAUCGUGGAUUUAGCCCAGAUUCCGAUUUUCGCCUUACACCAGAUGAAUGGCUUCGCGUUUGCAGCAAGCGCAUUCCCAAGGCACGAGGAAAAGCUUGGUUCGGCAUAGCCGAAUCAUUUUCCCAGCUUGAAAGGAGCUGGUCCAUUCUGUCGGAAACAGUCCGCCACAUCAAGACCUUGCAUGCCCUUUUGAAAGACCUCAGUGCAGCUGACGCCGAUGACGACGCAAUGAUUCCUGCCCCAGCUCCUGCUCCUCCACCCGAUCCUGACGAUGCACGGGAGCUCUCAGCCACACAGAAAGCCUUCAACGCCUUGAGGAGCAGGUACAAAUCGACAUAUGAUUUUGUGAUUGCUCUGUAUGGAGAGCCUCGUCUCCAACUUCAGGUGAGGAUGAUGAUUGACGCCACCCUUGAUCUUCACGAAGAAUACAGUGCACACUUGGAAGCGCAAAAGGAAGGGACUCAUGGAAUGCUACGAUGGUGUGCAGAGCGAGCCUGUGGGAACUGGUAUCAGACCAUUGUCAAAAUGAUCAAUCGAAUGACGGGGCCAGACACUGCUGAGCGGCUGAAGAUGACAACACCUUCACCUUUCAGAGUUUUCCAGCCCGAUGAUCCUGUGCUCGAGGAGGAAUCGAAGCUGGCCAAGCAGUACGUCAAGCUGGUGAUGACGCUGGCAGCAAACCGGGCUUGGUCACAAGUCCAUUUUGGGCUGGUCUUUCCCUACUGCUUAGCCCGAAUCAUGUCUCCAAAUCAGGACGACAAGAGGAGGGCACAGGUCCUACUCAGGAGCCUCACCGAUGCGAUCUUGAAGCUGGAAGAUAGAACAAAAGUUGCCCAUCAGAAGUCGCCUCUUCAUCGUUUGCUGUGCGACCUUGGAACUACAGAAUGGGUGGUCACCCGUGAAAUCUUUGUGCAAGGGAUCCGGGUGGACUGGUGUUACAAUGAUGUGGAACUUCGCAAGAUGGCUUUUUCGUUGUCUGCAGGUCCCUCCACAACGAAGUAUUGCUUGGAGAAUGUCAUCAGCACCGUGAAAGAUUGCGGACAACGCGUCCAAAAAAACACGAGGAACAUGUCCAUGCAUACGAAGUGGAUGUAUGCAGGGACAUCGCACUAUGCACCAGCUGGUGGUGUCGAGCAACUCCAGGUUGACAGAGACGACCUGCUCAAGACUUGUCUUCAAAAAGGGGUGGAGCAAAAAUUUGUUCAGGGCAAGUGGUUGGCCGAGGCCAAGGCAAGUUUCAAAGAUGUUUUCCCCACGCCAGAAGACAUUCUGCAUGAGACCAGGAAGGCAGGCUACCUUGCAAACAAGCGAGCUGCCUCUGCUGCGGCCUUCGUUUUGCAUGACUCACGCAAUGAUUUUUCCAAUGUCAGCAAGGCAUGGACAGGAUGUCUUCUCAUGGCACACGAGUUCUAUUAUCAGGGUCCUCCGAACGAGAAAGUGAUCUACUCACUUGGCUUCAAAGAUUGGAUGGUGCAAGCACUUCCUGUCACUCAGUACAGAGUGGGUGGCCAGGUGUUUGUCCAGAGCGGACCCCGUGAACGUGCUUUGACAGCUUCACUUUUGGCAGGGUACUUUUUCACACAGUCCGAAAUUACUCAGAUCAUGAGUGCUGUAGGCAUUCUGCGCCCUUCUGCUGGUUCGGGGAAAAACGGGUCUGUCCUGAAGAAGGAUCUAGUUAGAGCUUUGGUCAAGCAUAUUCUCCGUGACAGGAAUGAUCUCACAGACGAGCAAAUUCAAGAAAUCAUUGACAAGAUUUCGGGGGAUUCCAAGCGAAAAAAAAACGAAGAAGCAACGCCCGACUUGAUGCAGGCAGUUAGCUGUUUGGACCCCCAAGAUCAAGCAGAGUUUGAACCAUUGGUGAAAAGUUGCAUUGACGAGUUGGAGGAGGAACACAAAUCUGAAAUGUCAAAACGGAAACCGGCAGAGAAAGAAAAAGAGAAAGAAAAAAACCUGGAAGUUGACAAUGACAAGCCUGAAAAAGGAGCUGAUGAUGAGGUUCCAAAAGACAAAGCGGAAGAUUCAAAAAAACGAAAAACAAUGGAACCAGACAAGUUGAAACCUUCCUUAGAGAAGGCAAUGGAGACACCCUUGCCAGCACACCUCAGGAAAGCACCAGAGAACAAGCAACCUAGAGCCCAGCAAAAAGGCAGGAAACCUACACCGGAUGCCUUGAAAAGGUUGCUUCCAGACAUCGAACAGAUGUAUCUGUCAUGGACUCCGGAGAACAGGAUGGUGAGCGUUGACUUUCAAGGCUCCCUGCAGCCCAAAGAGUUUUACAAUAUGUUUUUUUUUGACGUCACGGCUUUUUUCACUGAGGAGCAACCAUCAACUUGA
Messenger RNA from Cladocopium goreaui, 2793 nucleotides. Lineage: Eukaryota; Dinophyceae; Suessiales; Symbiodiniaceae. The record is from the annotation of a GenBank genome assembly.